Messenger RNA from Anolis sagrei ordinatus, 5987 nucleotides. RefSeq names its product bromodomain and WD repeat domain containing 3 (gene BRWD3). Gene Ontology annotation, molecular function: protein binding. Gene Ontology annotation, cellular component: nucleus. Gene Ontology annotation, biological process: regulation of cell shape; regulation of transcription by RNA polymerase II; cytoskeleton organization. The record is from RefSeq and is a predicted model, not a curated record. Lineage: Eukaryota; Metazoa; Chordata; Lepidosauria; Squamata; Anolidae.
CUCUCUGUCUCUCCCUCUCCCUGCCACCUUCUCCCCGGGGCUGCUGCUUCCCCCCUGUCUCGCUCGCCCUCCUCCAGGCCGGCCUCCUUCUCUGAGGAGAGGGGGCUCCCUUCAUGGAAGGAGGAGGAGAAGCAGCAGCAGGGAAGGGCCGCUCCUGAGGGGCCUUGCCCUCCUCCUCCGCCUCCUUCAGCGCCUUCCUCCUCUUCCCUUUGGACGGGGAGGAGGAUGGCGGCGGCCCCGACCCAGCUGGAAGCCGAGCUUUACUACCUGGUCGCCCGCUUCCUCCAGGCUGGGCCCUGCAAGAAGUCCGCCCAGGUCCUCGUGGAGGAGCUGGAGGAGUACCAGUUGAUCCCACGGCGCCUGGAUUGGCAGGGCAAGGAGCACUGGAGAAGCUUUGAGGAUCUGGUAGCAGCCAAUGCUCACAUCCCCCCGAAUUACUUACUCAAGAUUUGCGAGCGCAUCGGACCCUUAUUGGACAAGGAGAUCCCACAGAGUGUUCUUGGGGUGCAGACUUUACUCGGAGUGGGUCGCCAGUCCUUGCUACGAGCAGCCAAAGACUGCAGGCACACACCAUGGAAGGGAUCAACCUUUGCAGCGCUGCACAGAGGCAGGCCUCCAGAACUACCUGUAAAUUAUGGAAAACCACCCAAUGUGGUAAAUAUAAUCUGUGCCAGGCAGACAACUGGAUAUGGACGCUUCAGCCACUUGUUCCCAUCAUCCUUCUAUCAGCACAUUAAGAUGCACAAGAGGAUUCUGGGGCAUUUGUCAUCUGUAUAUUGUGUAGCAUUUGAUCGCAGUGGGAGAAGAAUUUUCACAGGUUCAGAUGAUUGCCUGGUGAAAAUCUGGGCUACUGAUAAUGGACGUUUGCUUUCAACGCUCCGAGGACAUUCAGCUGAAAUUUCGGACAUGGCUGUUAGUUAUGAAAACACCCUCCUUGCUGCCGGCAGCUGUGAUAAGGUGGUCCGAGUCUGGUGUCUUCGAACCUGUGCACCAGUUGCGGUGCUACUGGGCCAUUCAGCAUCCAUUACUUCCAUCCAGUUUUCUCCAGCAAGGAAAGGAACAACCCGAUACCUCACUUCAACUGGUGCUGAUGGAACCAUCUGCUUCUGGCAAUGGCACUUGAAUACAAUGAAAUUUAAGGAUCGGCCGGUCAAAUUUGCUGAGCGGUCCCGGCCUGGUGUUCAAAUAUCUUGUUCAUCCUUCAGCUCUGGCGGUAUGUUCAUUGCAACAGGGAGCACUGAUCAUGUUAUAAGAAUAUAUUAUUUGGGCUCUGAAUCUCCAGAAAAAAUAGCUGAGCUGGAAUCUCAUACGGACAAAGUAGUUGCCGUUCAGUUCUGCAAUAAUGGAGAUAGAUUAAGAUUUGUCAGCGGAAGCCGAGAUGGAACUGCCAGAGUAUGGCAAUAUCAACAGCAAGAGUGGAAGAACAUAGUGCUGGACAUGGCUACAAAGAUGACUGGGAACAGCCUACAAUCUGGAGAAGACAAGGUGUCAAAGCUCAAGGUUACUAUGGUUGCUUGGGAUCGGUAUGACAGCACUGUAAUCACCGCAGUUAACAAUUUCCUUUUGAAAGUGUGGAAUUCUUCUACGGGUCAGCUUCUUCACAGCCUGUCCGGGCAUGAUGAUGAAGUAUUUGUUUUGGAAGCUCAUCCCUUUGACCAAAGGAUCAUGCUUUCUGCAGGCCACGAUGGGAACAUUUUUAUUUGGGAUCUUGAAAAAGGAACAAAAAUUCGCAAUUACUUCAAUAUGAUUGAGGGCCAAGGCCAUGGUGCUGUGUUCGAUUGCAAAUUCUCCCCGGACGGUCAGCAUUUUGCCUGUACGGAUUCACACGGACACCUUCUGUUGUUUGGCUUUGGGUGCAAUAAAUACUUUGAAAGAAUUCCAGAUCAGAUGUUCUUCCACACAGAUUACCGUCCCCUCAUCCGCGAUUCUAAUAACUAUGUGCUAGAUGAACAAACCCAGCAGGCUCCACAUCUCAUGCCUCCCCCCUUCUUGGUAGAUGUGGAUGGCAAUCCUCACCCCACAAGAUACCAACGGCUGGUGCCGGGGCGGGAAAACUGUAAAGACGAACAACUCAUUCCUCAACUGGGAUAUGUGGCAAAUGGGGAUGGUGAGGUUGUGGAACAAGUGAUUGGGCAGCAAACCAAUGACCAUGAAGAGAGCAUCCUUGACGGGAGGAUUAGGGAGCUGCAACGUGAGCAAGAUAGGAGGAGGCUUAAUGAUGGUGAAACUGUACCAAAUCCUCCACAAAGCAGAUUGCAGUCUGUUAAUAUAGUUUUAAGAAGCCCAAGUUUGGAUAUUGCUUCCCCUCCAAAUGUUGGGCUUAGGCGGAGUGGCCAGAUCGAAGGUGUUCGGCAAAUGCACCACAAUGCUCCCAGAAGUCAGAUGGCCACAGAAAGAGACCUCAUGGCAUGGAGUCGGAGAGUGGUCGUGAAUGAGUUGCAUCCAGGAAUUAGCAGAGUUCAGGAAGAAUGCCGAACAGCCAAAGGCGAACUAGAAAUCCAUCUGUAUACACUUGAAAAGAAGAGAAAACCUUCCCACACUUUGCAAAGGAGUGACUACCCACCUGGCAGUGGGAGGUCAUUGCGAAGAAACCAACGCAAGCGCCAACAUGCUUAUCAGACACGCUCCACCAUUGAUCAUCAAUCCCAAGGUGCAAGGAGAAGUUCACAUACCCAAGAAGACUCUGAAAGCUCCUCUGAGGAAGAUGAUACUGCUGGCACUAGUGAGGCAUCUGUGGACGAUAAUGUGGCUGCCUGGCAAAGCGAAAGCAGUUCCAGUGAUUCGUCCAGUGAAUAUUCUGACUGGACUGCAGAUGCUGGGAUUAAUCUUCAGCCUCCAAAAAGGCAAACGAGACAAGCAGCUCGCAAAAUCUGUAGCAGCUCUGAAGAUGAAAAUGAAAAAGAGACAAAGGGACCAGAAGAGAAACGCAAGAAACCCAAACAAGCUCGGAAAAAAAAACCCAGUGGAUUCCUUUCAACUGAUGGUGAACCCACGGAAGAAUGGUUUGCUCCCCACUGGAUACUGGACACGAUCCCACGGCGUUCCCCCUUUGUCCCACAAAUGGGUGAUGAGGUGAUCUAUUUCAGACAAGGGCAUGAAGCUUACGUGCGUGCCGUCAGAAAAGCAAAAAAUUACAGUGUUAACAUUCAGAAGCAACCAUGGAAUAAAAUGGAACUCAGGGAACAAGAAUUUGUGAAGAUUGUGGGAAUUAAGUAUGAGGUUGGACCGCCUACGCUUUGCUGCCUGAAGCUUGCCUUUCUGGAUCCAAUCACAGGAAAAAUGACGGGGGAAUCAUUUUCCAUCAAGUAUCACGAUAUGCCAGACGUUAUUGAUUUCCUUGUGCUCCACCAGUUUUAUAAUGAAGCCAAAGAAAGAAACUGGCAGAUCGGGGAUAGAUUUCGCAGCAUAAUAGAUGAUGCCUGGUGGUUUGGAACAGUGGAAAGUCAGCAGCCGUUCCAGUCUGAGUAUCCGGAUAGUUCCUUCCAGUGCUACAGUGUUCACUGGGACAAUAACGAAAGAGAAAAAAUGAGCCCCUGGGAUAUGGAGCCAAUUCCAGAAGGAAUAGCCUAUCCAGAGGAGAUUGGGGCCGGCAUUCCUGUGACCACAGAGGAGCUGGCGUCCCUCUUGUACAAACCCCAGGAAGGCGAGUGGGGCUCCCAUUCCCGAGAUGAAGAAUGUGUGCGGGUCCUUCGGGGCAUUGAUCAACUGUUGUCUUUAGAUAUGUCCAAUCCAUUUGCUGUCCCAGUGGACCUUAGUGCCUAUCCUCUGUAUUGCACCGUGGUUGCUUAUCCAACUGACCUCACCACCAUAAGGAGAAGACUUGAAAACAGGUUUUACAGGAGGAUAUCAGCUCUGAUGUGGGAGGUACGAUACAUCGAACACAAUGCUAGGACUUUCAAUGAGCCCGAGAGUCCUAUUGUUAAAGCAGCCAAAAUUGUAACAGAUGUCUUACUGCGCUACAUUGGGGAUCAGAGCUGUAUGGAUAUUUUGGAAAUCUAUAACAAAGUGAAAGCUGAAGACCUGAGUAGCACAGAGGAAGAAGAGGUGGCAGAAGCGUACGCAGAUUCAGAUGGUCCCGGAACCUCAUCUGGGAAGAGAACGGUAAAGCGGCAGGUGAAAAAGCAGCCCUCCAAAGCCCAUGUAGAUGCCUGGAAGGAACAGUGCAAGCAGCUGUUGAGCCUGAUCUACGAACGUGAAGACUCUGAGCCAUUCCGACAACCCGUUGAUCUCUUUUCUUACCCUGAUUAUCGGGAUAUUGUCGACACUCCAAUGGACUUCAGCACUGUGAAAGAAACUUUGGAGGCGGGUAAUUACACCAACCCUCUUGAAUUCUACAAAGACGUCCGUUUGAUAUUCUGCAAUUCCAAAGCAUACACACCGAAUAAAAAAUCAAGGAUCUACAGCAUGACACUCCGACUAUCUGCCUUAUUUGAAAACCAUAUUAAAACCAUAAUUUCUGACUACAAGUUCGCUGUUCAGUGCCAAAAGAGGCAAAGACCGCGGUUAAGGUACCGAAAACGACUCCGGAGCAGCAGCAGUUCUUCCUGUAGUAGCAGAGCGCCCAGUCCAAAAAGAAAACAAAAGCAACUCAAGAUGCAGCCUAAAACAAACCUUGAUACCUCAUUGCCUGUAACUAGGACUAAUUCUUCAGUCUCAUCUCACGUUUCAGAUACCACUGAGGAACUGCCUGGCUCCGUUGCUGCUGAAGAGACGGAAAGUCAUCCGUCCUCAUCUGGUUCAAAUACCCAGAAUCGUAGUGGAAAUGAUACUGAACCAGGGAAAAACAGACCGAUCAGAAAUAAAUCAACACCAGUUAAACAAGAUCAGCCUCCUGAUAAACCCCUGACAAAUGGCGACGGGAGAGAGCCUCGCUCAACAGUCAAGCGAAAGCUGUUGAGUGCAUCGGAAGACGAUGAGCACACAGAUGAGGAGAAGGAGCGAGAGCCCAAAGAAAAGCCCAGUUUGUCCUCCUCGGAAAGCGGGGAUUCGCGGUCGAGCUCGAGUUCUGAAAGUAGAUGUGCCUCCGACUCGGACUCCGAAUCAAACUCUAAGACAGACCAGGACUACAUAGAUGGGGAUCACGACUACAGCAAAUCGGUUCAGGUGAAACCGAGAAGAAAACUCCAAAGGAGCGUCUCCAGGGGACAAAGAAACUGGCAGGGCAGAGGGACGGCGAAAAGAGGGCGAUGGGGGCGAUGGGGCAGAUGGAGCAGAGGAGGACGAGGCAACCGGGGAGGAAGAGGCCGCAGCCGAGGAAGAAGAGGGACCCGGGGAGGAAAGAGGGGUCGCAGGAGAGGGGCCUCCAGAGGAGCCUCCAGAGCCAAGCGCCCGCGGAUGGCGGACGACGAAUUUGAGAACCUUUUUGGUGGCCGCUUCAGCGAGAACGCGUUUGGCGGCCGCUUCAGUAGGCCGCCUCGGAUUAAAACGAGAAACGAGGGGAGGAGAACCGUUUUGUAUAACGACGAUUCAGACAAUGACACUUUUGUGCACACCGAGGAUCCCUUGAACCUUGGCACCUCCAGAUCGGGCAGGGUACGGAAAAUGACAGAAAAGGCCAGGGUCAGCCAUCUCAUGGGAUGGAACUAUUGACCGGUGGGAAAUGACGGAACCGGACGAUGGCGUCGGGACUUCAGCGGCUUUCUUCUGCAGGGAUUCUUGCCAGAAAAUCUACUUAAGCAAAUGGUGGAGGGACUCCACUCACCUUUUUUUCUGUGGUGCUUUUCCAUUUUAUGUGUUGGAAGGAAGACUUCUGAUUGCCGCCCGUCCUUGGCCAAAGAAGCCUUACUCAUGCAUUAUUUUUAUUAUCUGUAGCCAUGCUUUCCCACACUACACCUUGAAUUUGUCACAGGACUGUGGCAACGCAAUCAUGUUUUUGAAGUCUUUCCUCAUUCCGUUGUGUGUUCGAGUGUGUGUGUGUGUAUGCGUGCGUUAUAGAAACAGCACCUUCUUGCAUCAUUCUGCCAUGAAUUCCUUACUUACCGUAAUAA